UCAUAAUAAAUUACCGUGAAUGUAGUAUAAAAAAUUAAAACUUUUGGUAUGUUUGGAUUGCUAACUAAAAUGUUCUCAAAAAUAAAAUAUUAGAAUGACUGAAAAGAUUAGAAUGAAUUUAAAUAAGUAAAAUUUAAGUAUAUGAUAGGAGAAGAUCAUGUAAUUAUCAAACACCAGGCACUGCUUAAAAAUAUGUAAUAUCGAUCAUAUCUAAAGAUACUUGACAAAAUUGAAUUCUGGGCGAAGUUUUAAGACCACAGUUCCUUCGCUCUUCCGUACGGAAAUAACCGAAGUGAUUGUAGAAGAUUCGGGUGAACCCAAUCAGUCUCCCUCGAGUAUAAGAAGCAGUUACGUGUUUCGCAAAACGCGUGUGUUUAAAAUGUCGAUCAAAAAGUCUGAUUUAUCUGUGGGAUUUACUGAAGAAAAUGUCGGACAAACUACAGGAGAAAGAAGAUUGUUUCAGAAGCAACAUAUACAAAAAAUCAAGUCGAUCGCUGGUCACGUUGGACUUUUGAUUGCAUUGAUGCUUUAUACAGCAAUUGGUGGUUUAGUUUUUCGGCAUAUCGAACUUCCGGCAGAAUUAGCACGUUUGGAAGUUUUGCGCGCCAAUUUACGUGCUGAAAGAUAUUCAUUCGUCAAUGCGGUUUCCAACAAUACCGAUGUGUCAAAUUUACGCACAUUGGUUAGCGUAAAAUUACGUGCUUACGAAGAGGCAGUCCAGAAAGCAGCACAAGGUGGUUUGUUGGUCUCUUUCGUGACAGACACAAUAGACCAAGAAAAUCGAGAUACGACAGAUUUACAGCCGAUCGUAACUGAAAGAUGGAGUGUUUUUCAAGCCGUAUUUUUCGCAAGCACUGUUCUUACAACGAUUGGAUAUGGGAACGUUGUACCAUCUACUAAUCUGGGAAGGAUGUUCUGCAUCUUAUUCGCAUUCGUUGGCAUACCUUUGACAUUGAUAGUAAUAGCUGAUUGGGGGAAACUAUUCGCUGGAGGUGUAGUUAAAAUCGCAUUAACCCUAAAAUCGAAACUCCCGCUUCACUUUUCUUUUCCCUGCGUUCCGACAAAUUUAGCAGGAAGGCGAUCGCUUGGAGCAUUUACAGCGAUUGUUUUACUUUUUUUAUACCUCGCUUGCGGUGCAGGUAUGUUCAUGUUAUGGGAAGAUGACUGGAAUUUUUUUGAUGGAUUUUAUUUUUGUUUUGUCACUAUGACCACGAUAGGAUUCGGUGACUUAGUACCGAGUAAGUAUUAAAAUACAUGUUACACUUAAAAGAGUUUUUGAAAUAUCACGCGGACCCACGACGUAAUAAGUAGUUUUUACUUUACGUUCGAAAGGAUACUGUUAUUCGU
This is a messenger RNA of Bombus huntii, 1347 nucleotides long. Its product is annotated as TWiK family of potassium channels protein 7. NCBI's taxonomy places the organism in Eukaryota, Metazoa, Arthropoda, Insecta, Hymenoptera, Apidae. The coding region runs from base 380 to 1249 and encodes 289 amino acids. The transcript has 5 exons. Gene Ontology annotation, biological process: stabilization of membrane potential; potassium ion transmembrane transport. Gene Ontology annotation, molecular function: potassium ion leak channel activity. The record is from RefSeq and is a predicted model, not a curated record. Gene Ontology annotation, cellular component: membrane.